UCAGAAGAGUGGAGCACAAUUAGGGUUAGGGUUAGGGCUUCUCCCUUCCUGGCAAAAUCAUCCCUUUGAGCCGCCAUUGAAGAUGACUGGUAAGGCGAAGCCAAAGAAGCAUACAGCGAAGGAGAUUCAAGCGAAGAUCGAUGCUGCGUUGACUAAUCGAGGCGGAGGAAAAGCUGGAAUCGCUGAUCGGACUGGAAAAGAGAAAGGAGGUCACGCUAAGUACGAGUGUCCUCAUUGCAAAAUUACGGCUCCGGAUCUAAAGACGAUGCAGAUCCAUCACGAAUCCAAGCAUCCUAAGAUCAUUUAUGAGGAAUCAAAGCUCGUGAAUCUCCAUGCUGUUUUAGCACCAGUAGCUGAAUCGAAACCUAAACCUGGUAUCAGGGGAAGCUUGAAGAAGUAACUCUAUGUUUCAAUUUUAUCAAAAUUUGUUAUCUUUUGAUUUUGAAGAUUGUAAUGUGCUACUUAUUACCCCAAAUCUAUCAUGGUGUUGCUGUUAUUUGGUUUAGCUUUGUAGUUUCAAUCUUACAUAACAUUUUAAGGGCAAGAAUCUUACAUAGCUUUGUAGUGAUGUUAAAUCAACAACCUCUGUAUUUUUUUUCAGACAAGUUUUAGAUCAUCAAGAUAAGCAAAGCAAGCAUAUGAUUGUGUUGUUAGUUGAAAUUCUGCAGAACACACUUAGUUUAGUGGUUUAGGUAUUAGGAUUAAGGAGCUUGAAGCUUGUUUGCCUAUUGAAGCUGCAAACGCAUCAAUGUGCAGACAUCUUCUUGUUUUAAAUCAAAUACUCUGUUUCUG
Messenger RNA from Arabidopsis arenosa, 792 nucleotides. The record is from the annotation of a GenBank genome assembly. Lineage: Eukaryota; Viridiplantae; Streptophyta; Magnoliopsida; Brassicales; Brassicaceae.